This is a messenger RNA of Salvelinus sp. IW2-2015, 1082 nucleotides long. RefSeq lists its product as uncharacterized. The record is from RefSeq and is a predicted model, not a curated record. NCBI's taxonomy places the organism in Eukaryota, Metazoa, Chordata, Actinopteri, Salmoniformes, Salmonidae.
CAUAAACGAUUUACAUAUUGCAGAUAUUUUAUGCGCCAAAUACUUUUUAUUUUCUGAAAUAUUAGCCAAGAAGAUUUUUCCAGCAAAGAUCUAUUGGACUACUACAGGAACGAUAAUGGAGGGAAGUGACCUAGUGGUAAAAUGUAGUACACAUGGGCGCAAGGAAGACAAAGUGGCAUAUGUUUACUUGUGCAUUAACGGAGUUGUAGUGCAACAUAAGAGAACUAUACAAGAAGACACCCUUUUCAUCAUGAAAAGUGUUACUGGCCAACAGACUGGCAAUUACAGCUGUGUGUUCUCUAAAACCCAGUUUCCAUUAUCUGAAGUGCAAGGAAAAGGAGAUAAUUUCCUUUCCAUCCAGGUGAUGGACCGUAUACUCCCUGSAGACAUAUCACUUGCAGGCUCAAGAACUGUGAGAAAGGGAGAMGGUGUGGAGUUUAAGUGUACAAUCUCAGASCCAAGUUUUCAAACAAAAAAUACCAGUGACUUAAUUCACGCUUACCUCUGCAAGUAUGGCUCUGUUGUUCAGAUCCAGGUGUUUGAUGUAAAGCGCACGGAGGUAACRUUUACGAUUAAAAGUUUUAAUAAGAAUGACGCAGGUAACUACAGUUGUGUGKUUGAUCUGCAAUCAAAAKRCCUCAAWGAUAAAGACAGAACAUUAUAUGGAAAUAAUGCAGUAUUUCUACAGGUUGAUGUGUCCUGGAGUCACUUAAUCACACUCGUGUUGUGCGCCUGUUUUCUUCUGAUCUCAUCACUGAUAGUGGGCAUARGGUGGCMGUUCAUUAAACAAGGAGCUUUACAAUGUUAUUGUGGAAGAACACAACAACAGGAGGAGAACGAUGUGCCAAUGACAGGGGAGGGUGACGACGGAACGUCAAACGUGGAGGAAGAAUCCAGUGAUGAAUUUGCCUAUGCCAGUGUGGCCGGUGGGGAGGAGUACCAGGAUCUGGGUGUUGAGAUUGAGACAUACCAUGAGAUGGAGGAUACCACGUACCACGAAAUUCUGAUGCAGCAGAUCAAGGCCCAGAUGCAGCAGAUCAAGGCCCAGAUGCAGCAGAUCAAGGCCCAGAUGCAGGAGAUAU